AUGGAAGCACACAACAACGCAGUCAAUACUGUAGCAAGAAACAUACGGAUUUUCCAUUCUACCCAAAGGCCGUUCCGCGUAUAUCAUGGUUCGACGAACAGUACGCGGACCUCUCAGAGGCGCGCAGACAAUACCGUCGAUACCAGCCGGCUUAAUCACGUAAUUCAGAUUGAUCACGAAAACAAGACCGCUCUGGUAGAGCCCAACGUUCCCAUGGAUGCCCUCGUACAAGCUACUUUAGAACACUCGCUGGUGCCUCUGGUCGUGAUGGAAUUCCCAAAUAUCACAGUCGGCGGCGGCUUCUCCGGAUCUUCGGGCGAAAGUAGCUCAUUUCGUUACGGUCCUUUCGAUUCGAUCAUCAAUUCAAUCGAAAUCGUUGUUCCAAGUGGUGAAAUCGAGUGGGCUUCUAAAACGGCCAAGCCUGACUUAUUCUGGGGAGCUGCUUCAGGGUUCGGAACCUUAGGUAUUGUCACCCUGUUAGAGGUGCAGCUGAGAGAUGCUAAACCUUAUGUCGAAUUGACCUAUCACAUGUUCACGUCUGUACCGGAGGCUUCCCUAUCAAUGCAACACCAGGCGCAAGAUGCGUCAAUUGACUAUCUUGACGGCAUAGCCUACGCAUCCAACAGGGCUAUUGUCUGCUCGGGUCGCCUGGUCAACGAAGUCUCAGGAUCGACCUCGCUUUCGCAUUUCACAAAGCGCAAGGAUCCCUGGUUUUAUCAGCAUGUUGACCGACGGACUAAAGGUGCCUCUGGACCAGUCACAGAUUAUGUGCCUUUGGUUGAUUAUCUUUUCCGCUAUGAUCGUGGUGGAUUUUGGGUCGCCAAGUAUGCGUUCGCCUAUUUCUUCACACCUUUCAACCGCGCCACACGUUCACUAUUGGACCGUUUCCUAAGAGCAAAGGUGAUGUAUGCUGCAUUGCAUAAAAGCCAACUUUCAGACGACUAUAUCGUGCAGGACGUAGGUGUCCCAUAUGAGAAGGUCGAAGAAUUCCAGAGAUGGCUGGACGCAAAUCUCAGAACAUAUCCGCUCUGGCUAUGUCCACUAAGAGUACGACGCGACUUGCCAGAUUCGCGGCACGGCCUGCAUGCUAGAUUUUCAGACCUAGAUGCCCCAGAGUACCUAUUGAACUUCGGUAUCUGGCGGCCAGGGUCGCUCAAUAGGGAUAAAUUCGUGCGCCAAAACAGGAAUCUCGAGAAAAAGGUCCAGGAACUUGGCGGAAAGAAGUGGCUUUAUGCACACGCUUACUACACAGAAGAGGAGUUCUGGGCUUCAUACGACCGGGAAUCGUAUGACGAUCUGCGGAGACGCUACUCUGCAGCCUACCUACCUAGUGUAUAUGACAAGGUUAAGGUUGAUGUCGAGGCGGAAAGGCACAGGAAAAAGCCUUUCAAAGGAAUUCGGCCGCUGCAGGGCUUAUAUGGAGUAUAUAAAGCCUGGAAAGGCGGCGAUUAUCUGCUUGCGAAAUGA
Molecule: messenger RNA, 1467 nt
Organism: Truncatella angustata
Lineage: Eukaryota; Fungi; Ascomycota; Sordariomycetes; Amphisphaeriales; Sporocadaceae
Product: FAD binding domain protein
Exons: 1
Coding region: 1-1467 (488 amino acids)
Biological process (GO): steroid metabolic process
Cellular component (GO): cytoplasm; membrane
Molecular function (GO): Delta24(24-1) sterol reductase activity; FAD binding
Source: RefSeq, a predicted model, not a curated record